Molecule: messenger RNA, 3226 nt
Organism: Brassica napus (rape)
Lineage: Eukaryota; Viridiplantae; Streptophyta; Magnoliopsida; Brassicales; Brassicaceae
Exons: 3
Coding region: 1-3225 (1074 amino acids)
Molecular function (GO): RNA-DNA hybrid ribonuclease activity; nucleic acid binding
Source: RefSeq, a predicted model, not a curated record
AUGUGGAUGCUGUUCUGGAAUGGUUACUGGUCUAGUCCAGUUAUAAGUUUGUUGGAUGCUAUUACAGGAAUGGACAGUCAGGUUGUGGCUUGUGACUUGGGCUCAAAGCGUUGGAAAAUGUAUAUGAUUUGGUCACGUUGUCAUGCUGGGGACCGUUACUGGCUGUGUUGCGGACGUCACGAACAUGCAGGGGAUAGAAAUACAAAAUUCUAUCACGCCCUAACUAAGCAGAGACGAAUACAAAAUAAAAUUGUGGGUUUGCACAAUAGUGGUGGUAAUUGGGUAACAUCAGAAUCUGAGGUAGAAGGUGUUGCGAUAGAUUACUUUAAUGACUUGUUCACAACGACAUCACCUUCGGGCUAUGAAGAUUUUCUAAGUGAGGUGCCUACUUUGAUUACAGAGGAUCAAAACAGGUCUUUGACCUCUUGGGCAUCAGAGGAGGAAGUGAAAUCAGCUUUAUUCAUGAUGCAUCCUGAAAAAACUCCAGGACCGGAUGGAAUGACGGCUUUAUUUUUCCAACAAUCCUGGUCGAUUAUUAGAUCAGAUAUCACAAAUAUGGUUAACGAAUUUUUUAGGACUGGAUAUUUGGAGGAGAGGAUGAAUAUGACCAAUAUUUGCCUCAUCCCAAAGACAGUGCGACCAAGUAGAAUGACGGAAUUGAGGCCAAUUAGUUUAUGUAAUGUGGGUUAUAAGAUUAUUUCGAAGGUGCUUUGCCAACGGCUGAAGAGGCUACUACCACAAUUGGUAUCAGAAACACAAUCCGCUUUUGUUUCUGGGAGACUGAUCUCCGAUAAUAUAUUAAUUGCUCAGGAGAUGUUUCAUGGAUUAAGAACGAAUAAUUCAUGUAAGGAGAAAUUUUUGGCUAUAAAAACAGAUAUGAGCAAAGCAUAUGAUAGGCUUGAAUGGCCUUUUAUUGAGGCGAUGCUAUUAAAGUUGGGUUUCGCACAAAGGUGGGUAUCUCGGAUAAUGUCUUGUAUUACGUCGGUAAAAUAUAAAAUUGUGAUUAAUGGUCAACCAAAAGGACAUAUUAUACCAAACCGAAGACUUCGUCAAGGUGAUCCGUUAUCACCUUAUUUGUUUAUUUUGUGUACUGAGGCAUUAAUAGCAAAUAUACGGAAAAAGGAAGAAAAUAAAUUAUUGACGGGGUUAAAAAUCGCGCGUGGUAGUCCGGCAAUCACACACUUAUUAUUUGCGGAUGAUAGUCUCUUUUUUUGCAAAGCUAAUAGGCAAGAAUGUGAGACUAUCAUACAGAUUUUGAAAGACUAUGAGAGAGCAUCGGGGCAACAAAUUAACUUUCAGAAGUCUUCCAUUCAGUUUGGUCAUAAGGUACCGGAUGUAGCACGUUUAGAGGUGCAACAGGUUUUGGGCAUUACUACAAUUGGUGGUAUGGGAACAUACUUGGGGAUUCCCGAAAGUCUUGGUGGCUCUAAAACACAAGUAUUUGGUUAUCUUAAUGAAAGGGUCAAUAAUAAGGUUAAUAAUUGGACUAUUCGAUUCAUUACGAAAGGAGGAAAGGAAGUUUUAAUUAAAGCAGUAGCAUCCCCUAUGCCAACUCAUGUUAUGUCCUGCUUUCGGUUACCAAAAACGGUUACGAAAAAAAUUACCAGCACGGUUGCUCAUUUUUGGUGGGGUGGUAGUGGUAAUAAAAAAGGUAUGCAUUGGUUUGCAUGGGAUAAAAUGUGCAAAGAUAAACCGGACGGUGGUAUUGGUUUUAGAGAUAUUCAAAAUUUUAAUACGGCAUUAUUAGCAAAACAACUAUGGAGGUUAAUCGAUAAACCUGAUUCUCUUUUUGCAAGAGUUUUUAAAGGAAGAUACUAUAGAAAAUCUGAUCCUUUGGAUCCAAUCAGAUCAUAUUCUCCCUCAUAUGGGUGGAGAAGUAUUACAUCAGCUAGAUCUCUGGUUAAUAAAGGGCUAAUCAAAAGAGUGGGAACUGGUUCAAGCAUUUCAGUCUGGAAUGAUCCUUGGAUCCCUGCUCCUCGCCCGAGGUCAGCAAUACCAAAAUGUUCGAAUCAAUAUUUGAAUCCAUUACUUAAGGUGGAGGAUUUAAUUAAUCCAGUCGAUCUCUCUUGGAAUCUGGAUUUGCUCAAAGUAUAUAUUCACCAGGACGAUGUGGAUAUUAUACGGAGUUUAGCUAUUAGUCGUAACCCAAAACCAGAUUCAUAUGGAUGGCAUUUUACGGACCAUGGUCGAUAUACGGUUAAAUCAGGUUAUCGUACGGAUAAAUUAUUUCCGGAUAUGGGAUCUCAUGAUAGAGUUUUGGGACCAGAUAUUAAGCCACUGUUGGCUCACUCUUGGAAGCUUCAAUGUUCAUCAAAGCUGAAACAUUUUGUUUGGCAGAUACUUUCGGGUAGUCUACCGGUAACCAAGAAUCUUCAUUCACGAGGGAUAAAAUGUGAUGUGAAAUGUCAAAUAUGUGGUGCAGAGGAAGAAUCUAUUAAUCAUGUUCUGUUUGAGUGUCCAUUAGCACUACAAACGUGGGUUUUAUCUAAUAUUCCUUCAUGCCCAGGUGUCUUUCCCACCCCGUCACUUUUCACAAAUAUGGACUAUCUUUUCUGGCGGUUACCUAAGGAACCAGAUUUGAAUUAUUUUCCAUGGAUAUUGUGGUAUAUUUGGAAGAAUAGAAACGCUAAAGUUUUUAAGAAUCAGAUAAAAACCCCUUUUGAUAUUCUUCGAAUGGCGAAAAUAGAAGGUGUUUUGUGGGCUGAAGCCCAGACAAAGGAACCUAUAAACCGUGAAUCUCUACAUAUUGCAGAGACCCAUUUUCCACAUGGAGUUAACAAGUGUUAUAUAGAUGGAGCAUGGAAGGAACAUGAUCUUUAUACAGGGCAGGGAUGGGUCUACAGAAAAGAUGGAUCAAAUGAUACUAUGAUGGGUGCAAUGUCUAUUCGCAGGAGUCUAUCACCUUUACAUGCUGAAUGUGAAGCGUUGAUAUGGGCGAUGGAGUGCAUGAAGACCCUACAAAUCUCAGAGGUGGUGUUUGCAACAGACUGUUCUCAAUUGGUGAAGAUGGUGUCUACACCAACAGAAUGGCCGGCGUUCACUACACACAUGGAGGAGUUUCUGCGAUGUAAGGAAUUCUUUCUCAACUUUACUAUCCAGCAUAUACCAAGGGCGCAAAAUACUCUGGCGGACAAGCUGGCACGAGGUGCUAGAACUUCGCCAUCUGCUAUGGUUUAUGUUGACUCAGUUCCUCCGAGGUGCCUCUCGGAUCAGGAAUCUUCUUAGU